This is a messenger RNA of Anopheles marshallii, 1260 nucleotides long. Its product is annotated as reticulon-4-interacting protein 1 homolog, mitochondrial. Gene Ontology annotation, molecular function: oxidoreductase activity. Bases 1 to 1260 code for a protein of 419 amino acids. Gene Ontology annotation, cellular component: mitochondrion. NCBI's taxonomy places the organism in Eukaryota, Metazoa, Arthropoda, Insecta, Diptera, Culicidae. The record is from RefSeq and is a predicted model, not a curated record. The transcript has 4 exons.
AUGGUACUCGCAAAAUGUAUUCGUUUUACUGCAUCAGUAACUGGCAAGGCUGGCCCACGGGACAUACUGGGUAACUUUCGCAACCUAGCAACCGCCACCAUCGCAUCAACACCGAACUCCACAUCCACAUCAGCGCCCACCCAGGAACAGCAACGACGGCAGCAUGCUUCCUACGGUAAAAUGUCCGGCUGGCAGAUACAUGCGUACGGUGUGCCACAAGAAGAGAUACAGUUCAGUGAUGCCAUCAAAAUGCCCAUCUUAAGGUCACCCACUCAGCUACUGGUGAAAGUAAAAGCGUCCUCAGUCAACCCGAUCGAUGUAGCCAUGAUUAAUGGAUACGGUGCAUCGGUCCUGAAUGCAAUGCGGUGUAAGGACGGUGGAAUAGAAUUUCCGCUCGUGCUUGGUCGAGACUUUUGUGGCGAAAUUGUACAGAAAGGUUUGGGCAUUUCUAGUCGUGAGCUUGAAGUAGGCGAUGAAGUGUGGGGCGUAGUGCCACUGCACUUGCAAGGUUGCCAUGCCGAUUACGUUGUGGUGGAAAAGUAUUGUCUGUUCAAGAAACCCUCCAAUCUAAGUAAAAUCGAUGCAAGCGCCAUACUGUACGCCGGAAUGACGGCCUGGUCGGGAUUGUACAUUACGGGCCAUCUGGGUGAUUUGCUAGGGGCCAUUUCACCCGUGGGUGGCGGUGCUGGUAAGAAGGUGCUCGUGCUGGGUGCUGCCGGCGGUGUCGGCACACUCGCUGUGCAGAUGCUGUUGGCCGAGGGUGUUGAAGUGUUUGCCACCUGCUCGCCGGACGCAAUGCAAAUGGUGCACAACCUCGGUGUGAAAUACGUGCUGGACUAUACCGAUCCUGCGCACGUGCAGAACGUGGCCAGCGUUGGAAGAUUCGACAUCGUACUGGAUUGUGCCGGAAAAGGUACGGACUACGCUAACGAGGUACCAUGGUUGUACGAUCAGUACAUCACCUUCAAUUCACCAGUACUUAAAAACAUCGACACUGAUGGAUUUGCGGCCGGAAUGUACCAAAAUGCCGUUAACCUCGUGCGUAAUAAUGCAGCCUCACUCAGUACCCGGCAAGGUCUGGUGAAGUGGGGAUACUUUGUGCCGGCACCGCAAGGUAUCGCCUAUCUGCAGCGUUUGGCGGAGAAGGGUAAACUGUUGCCGGUGGUAGAAAAGGUGUUCUCGUUCGCCAGUACGCCCGAAGCGUACGAACGUGUCUCGCAAAAACAUUUACGAGGGAAAGUUGUGAUUGAUUUCGACUAG